Molecule: messenger RNA, 564 nt
Organism: Exophiala spinifera
Lineage: Eukaryota; Fungi; Ascomycota; Eurotiomycetes; Chaetothyriales; Herpotrichiellaceae
Exons: 1
Coding region: 1-564 (187 amino acids)
Source: RefSeq, a predicted model, not a curated record
AUGGCAUUCAACGCCAAAAACUUACAAUACAACAAACAAGAACCAUCCUUCCUCCGUAAGUUGAAAGGGGAAUACGGCGGUCUAGACGGGAGGUCAAAUGUCCAGAUCGCCAGACCCAAAAAGGACCGUCUGAAAACCGGCGAUGGGGAUGAAGACGAACCACUCAUCGUGGACGAAUCAGGCGAGACGGUAGAGAAGGCCGAAUUUGAGAGGCGACAAAGGCAAGGCAGUCAAACCGUCCUCGAGGAUGGGUCGAGCACCGAGAAGGCCGAACGUGACAGUAAAGGAGGAGAGCAGCAGCAGCAGCAAAGCGAGAGACAGAAAGUCACGGAGAUCGGGUCAUCCGCGAAUGCUAAAAAGAGGAAAGUCGGGAAAGUAGUGACGAGCGACGAGGUUGAUGACCAAGGAGACGGGAAUGCAGAAGAUGGUCAGUCGAAGACGAAAAACGCACAGAAGCCAAAGUCGGAAGACAAGGAUGGCCGGGAAGUGAAGACGCCAAAGAAGGAUCAGCCCAAGAAGAAGGGCAAGAAGAUCAAAUUGUCGUUUGACGAUGCGGAAGGAUGA